UCUUCCCAACCCAGGAAUCGAACCGGGGUCUCCUGCAUUGCAGGAGGAUUCUUUACCAACUGAGCUAUCGGGGAAGCCCAAUCUCCUAUGACUUCGUGUUAAUUUUAUUACAUCUCCAAAGACUUUAUUUACAAAUAAGGAAGGUCAUAUUCACAGUUCCAAUGGCUGGGAAUAAAGGAAGAGGACGUGCUGCUUAUACCUUUAACAUUGAAGCAGUUGGAUUUAGCAGAGGUGAAAAGUUACCUGAUGUCGUAUUGAAACCACCCCCACUAUUUCCUGAUACAGACUAUAAACCAGUGCCACUAAAAACAGGAGAGAGUGAAGAUUAUGUGCUUGCCUUGAAACAAGAGUUGAGAGAAACUGUGAAAAGAAUGCCUUAUUUUGUAGAAACACCUGAAGAAAAACAAGAUAUUGAAAGAUAUAGUAAAAGAUAUAUGAAGGUGUACAAAGAAGAGUGGAUACCAGAUUGGAGAAGACUCCCUAGAGAGUUGAUGCCAAGGAAAAAAUGCAUAAAAGCAGGCCCCAAAUCCAAAAAGGCAAAGGAUACAGGCAAAGGCCCUUCACUCACAAAUCCUGCGGAUGUAUUGAAAAAAAUUGAGGAAUUGGAAAAGAAAGGUGAUGGUGAAAAAUCAGAUGAGGAGAAUGAAGAGAAAGAAGGAAGCAAAGAGAAAAGUAAAGAAGGCGAUGAUGAUGAGGAAGACGAUGCUGCAGAACAAGAGGAAUAUGAUGAAGAAGAGCAAGAAGAGGAAAAUGACUACAUCAAUUCCUACUUUGAAGAUGGAGAUGAUUUUGGUGUAGACAGUGACGACAACAUGGAUGAAGCAACCUACUAGCUAUGGAAUUUCUCAAAAAAUAUUUUUAUGAAACAGCUUCUGAACAUUUUGACAGACUUAUUUUCUAUUUUAUUUCUGAUAAGGAAUGAGUAAGUACUUUAUUUUUGUUACUGUUUUGUUGGAAAAAUACUUGUUACUAAAAUAUUCAGAACCACUUUGAGUUUACACAUAUUUUUGUUACUGUUUUGUUGGAAAAAUACUUGUUACUAAAAUAUUCAGAACCACUUUGAGUUUACACUAGUUACCUUACCAGUUAAUUUCUGACACUGACAUUCCUUCUCAACACCUGUCAUCUCUCUAAUGUAUUCAAGUGGAUUUUUUUUUUAUGUUGUGGAUUAGAAUGUGCCUGAAGAGUUUCUGCAUCUUUUUUUAAGAGUUUUUGCAUCUUUUAAUCUAUGUAUUCAUACUUUAAAAAAUUAUUCUUAUUUAACUGCUGAUCUUUUCUAAAACUGCUACUAGUCAUCAUAAUGGACUUCUAUAAUCUGAAAGUUGGUUUAAUACUGCACAUGGAGCACUUUAGAAACAAAGAAACUUGAAAAUAAUUUUAUUUUUUUUUACAUGGUAUGUUCUGUGCUACUAUAUUAUGACUACAUAAACCUACCUGAGCUCUUACAAAUGCAUAUUUUAUGAGAUUAAAAGUUUUGUGAUUAGAAACACACACACAGGGAGAAAUGCCAAUCUGAGCUAAUUUCAUAAUUUAAUCUCAAACCAAUACGAAGACCUGGGAUAAAUAAAUACCUGAAUUUGGGGCUAACUUCAUACCAUCCUAUAGAUCAAUUAAUCAUCCCACUGUAUCAAGUUUGUUACCUUUGAGUCACUGGUUAAUGAAAAAUUAGACUGAGGUAUUUAAUUUUGUACUUGAUGAAAAUGUGGAGUAAGUUCAAGUCAUAUAAAUCUCAUUGCAGAAUGCAUAUAUGUGUAAUCUUUGAGGUGUAGUGGCCUCUGUUACGUUUCAUAGGACUCAAACUGUCCAAUUGAUUUAACAAUGCAGAAUAAAACUCAGGUCACUUUGAAAUUGA
This is a messenger RNA of Bubalus bubalis (water buffalo), 1852 nucleotides long. RefSeq names its product RNA polymerase III subunit G (gene POLR3G). The record is from RefSeq and is a predicted model, not a curated record. The transcript has 8 exons. The coding region runs from base 162 to 833 and encodes 223 amino acids. Gene Ontology annotation, cellular component: RNA polymerase III complex. NCBI's taxonomy places the organism in Eukaryota, Metazoa, Chordata, Mammalia, Artiodactyla, Bovidae. Gene Ontology annotation, biological process: cell population proliferation; transcription by RNA polymerase III.